Molecule: messenger RNA, 3526 nt
Organism: Rhopilema esculentum
Lineage: Eukaryota; Metazoa; Cnidaria; Scyphozoa; Rhizostomeae; Rhizostomatidae
Product: hexosaminidase D
Biological process (GO): carbohydrate metabolic process
Molecular function (GO): hexosaminidase activity
Source: RefSeq, a predicted model, not a curated record
GGUAACAGCCGACAUGUACACAAACAAUUUUUUGUUUCAUGCAUAGAGCACGGAUGUACUGUUUUGGUUUAAAGGAAUUUUCCAAAUCAAUUAUCAAAAUGAACAAACACGAAAAACAAAUAAAACAAAGAAUUGUCCAUUUAGACUUGAAAGGAGCACCACCAAAAAUGCAAUACCUUCUUCGGAUUAUUCCUUUAAUGAGACAGUGGGGUGCAACUGGCAUUUUGGUUGAAUAUGAGGACACAUUUCCUUUCAAAGAUGAACUGAGUUACAUUGCAAAAGAGCAGUGUUAUUCCUCCGAAGAUAUAAAAUCGCUGCAAGAUGUUUCAAAAACAGAAGGAAUGGAGUUUAUACCUCUUAUACAGACUUUUGGUCACAUGGAAUACGUGCUGAAACACAAGGAGUGCGCACAUUUGCGAGAGUUGAAAGAAAACCCUAUGUCUAUUUGCCCUAAGAAUGAAGAUUCGCUUCCACUCAUCAAAUCUUUGAUUGAUCAAAUCAUGGCAGAGCAUGAAGAUCUCAAAUACCUUCACAUAGGUGGAGAUGAGGUGUUUUGCUUCUGUCAGUGCAAAGCUUGUGUGGAAGCAUGUAAAACAAUAUCAAAGGAAAGACUGUAUACAAACCACAUGAUAAGCAUCAUCAAUUAUAUCAGCACGAAAUGGCCUGCUUUGCAGAUUCUGAUUUGGGAUGACAUGUUUAGAGAAUUUUCAAUUUGUGAGUUGGAAGAGCUUUCAGGGAAUGGCAGCAUAGUUAUCCCUGUUGUUUGGUCAUAUGUUGGCAAUCUGAAUGAUGUAUUUCCCAAUGGUAUGUUUGAGCGAUUUGGGGAAGCUUUUGAAGAGAUUUGGAUUGCAAGCUCUUUUAAAGGAUCUGCUGGACCUUCAUGUGACUGGACACCAAUGCCACAUUAUAUAAAUAAUCAUCUUUCAUGGCUGUCACUGAUAAACCAGCUGCCUAAAGAAACCAAAAAGAAAGUCAAGGCUAUUAUGGUCACUGGAUGGUCUCGAUACGACCACUAUGCUACUCUGUGUGAGCUCUUGCCAGCUGCCUUGCCAUGCCUUGCAAUGUGUCUAGCUGUUCUAAAAGAGGGCCUCUUUAAUAAGAGUAUUCACGAAAAGGUUUCAAGAAAUCUUGGAUACUUGCAAUGUUUUCAACUUGAGUAUAAGCCAUUCAUGCAACUGGAUAGCAACUGUGGAAAUUUUCCAGGCUCUGAAAUAAUUACUUAUGUUACGCACCUGGAGCACGCAAAGCAUCAUUUAAAGAUGGCAGAGGAAAGAAAAGAGUCUUGGAUGGACACAUGGCAUAUUGAAGUUAAAAAGGAUGUCAAUAUUUGUCACAUAGAAUUUGCCUGCACGAUGCUGAACUCUGCACUUCAGAUUUACGAGGGCAUUAGGAGUCCUUUACAAGAAUGUUUAUCCUUCCACUUUGAUUCAGAUACAGUUGAAGAAUUCAUUGUUGUUAAGGUGAACUCACAGGUUAAGAAAAUACUGGACCUUCUGUCUCUUAUGAGAUCUAUAAAGCAAAUGUGCUGUAAGAAUUUUGUUGCUGAUGAUCAAACAUAGCAGAAACCUGUGACGUUUUAGUCUGUCCAGUUACAAAGUAACGACACUAAUGCUACCUCCGAUCACGUUUGAAAUGGAAUAUUUUCAUCGUAACGAAAUAAGACCAGACAUUCGAGAGACAACAAGUUGUUAAAUGAUUGAAGUAUUGUGCUUUUCAUGGCAUCAUUUCCUCUUUAUUUUUUUUUAGAUGCAGAUAUCAACCCUCCUACAUAUUAGCCUCAAUCAAAAUUUAAUUGAAGUUAACAACUUCAUAAUCAAAUGCUAGGAUAUGCUAAAAUACUUUGUAAUUUGCUAAAAUAAGAUAUUUUUCCUGUCAAUAAUCAUUGAUUGGUUAGCAACCCUUAAGUUUUGUUCUGCUUUGUCUGUUUGUUGUCAUGUUUGAAAUCGAAUAUUGAAAUGUUUACGUAAUUUAAAUGUUAAGUUGAAAUAGCAAUAUUCCCAAAUCUUUUUGUUCUUGUAAUAGCUGUUACAAUUUGAAUAUUUAGCAAAAUUUUGUUAACUGUUUAUAAAAAUUUUUAUCUUUUGCUCAAACAAUCAUUUCUUAUUUGCAAGAUCGAAGGUUGCAUAUUAAUUAACAAUGAUAUUAAUGUUAGUUGUUCUUCUUGCUUCACCUCAAGCAAACAGCUGUCUUGCAUCCGACAGACUAAGAGCAUGGCCAUUGCUCUCAGGAGAUCAGAAAUAAGAUCUCAGGUCCCCUGGGACAUGUACGCAAUGCCAGACACUCAUUCAGUGCUCACCCUUUUCAAGUAUCAUUUGCCAAACUUAAGAGCUCUCUCCCACAACUCCUCCUUCCUACCUAGAUCUUGUAGACUUUGGAAUACUCUACCCUCUUACUGCUUUCAGAACCGUACAACCUGUUUCGGACAUGUCUCGGAUAGGAUGACGUGCUACUCGCAGCUCUGUGAAACCCGGACUGCAGUGGGGAAAGUGGCACUUGAUAUACUUCAAAAACAAAAAGGGAAUGUCAUAUAGGGUUGGAAUGACUGAGUGGAAAUGCUAACCCACCGAGCAGGGAAAAUGUCAAGAAAAGCGCAGUUUAGCGAGAAACAUGCACGCUGUGCCGAAGAGCGUUUAGGCCAUGCCAAGGAAUUGAAGGAUCCGGUAGAGCAAUCCAACCACCAAAUGCUUAAGGCAAUUUCAGAAAUCCUCGUCAGCAAAUUGGCUAGUUUAGCUACUAAAGAUGAUGUCAGUGAUUUAAAAAAUAUUUUUAAUCAACAGCGAUUGAAGAUCACAAUGCUAGAGGCCAAAGUUGUUCUUAUGGAGAAGUACGAACAGUGCAUCGUAGGUUUAGAAAAAGGAGCGUCUGAAAAUAAUGGUAGAGAAACUUAAGCUGAGAAACAGUUAAGUUGGGGACAAUGAGAAAUAUCACAGGAGGCUGUGCUUACGAAUUAAUUGUGUUGAACGGAGUGAGGGAAAUGAUGGAGAACCAGGCCAGGAAUUUUUCGAGAAGAUAAAAGACAUCUUGAAAAACGAUCCCUGAAAUGUCGAUAGACCGAGCUCACCGUAAUGGCCCUGUGAUAGAAGAUCCGGUCACCGGCAAAAGAUACCGUCAAAUUAUCGUUCGUUUUGCAACUUGGCGUCACCGCACGCAAGUAUGCAAACCAAGAAAAGCCGCCAAAAAAUUCAAAAUACGACUUGAUUUGACACGUAAACGGAUCAGUUGCUCACAUUAACUGCCUUUGCUGACAUUAACUUCAGGCUAUGUUUAAAGCUAAAUCAUGAGUAUUGCUACUUCUCUACUGAGCCAGAAUUACUUGAACGUAUUAAUCAAUCUAGACUCCUGCGUUAAGACUUGAACUCUUAAUUGCAAAUGUUCAGAGGUUCCUACAGCCUUCGUAAAGGGUAUGUGACUGGUGGGUUUUUUGCGAUACAGUUUUUUUAGCUUCAGUGAAUGUUUUGGAUAAGCAUCCUUUGUGUUUACAUUUCUAAUGCACGUUAGGCAUCUGUGUUUUGCUAGUAUGGAAUUU